CAGAAGGAGCGAGGACGGUCCGUCAUACCUCACCCACCACCAGAAGUGUGAAAGCCGUCAGCAAAACCGACAACAGGAACCGUCGAUAGUGUUGAGACAGACAGCAGCUUCUCCAGCACGCCCACCGGAACAACUACGAGUGUCGAGCAACCAACUCACAACCCAACUCUCUCUUCCACCCACGCCACGAACCCGUCACAAUGGCCAGCUUCGAAUUCGGCAAAUUCGACUACUUUUGCAACCAAAUAGCCCUCAGUCUGUGUCCGCUGGUCGGCUCAGAGACCGGGAUAGAGCCGAUAUGUUACUCUAGGAACAUUGAGAUGGGGAAGCUGCUCAUUUUUGAGCCAGCAACUCUCGUAAUACAUAUCAUCGCUCUGUUCAUGACAGGCAUCAUGAUCUACCACAUCAAGACAAAGUAUACCGCCGUCGGACGAAAGGAAAUCGUUAUGUUCUUUUACAUGUACUUCCUCACCAUUAUCCUCGAGUUCUUGGUCGUGUCUGGAAUCAUACAAACAGCUCACGCAUCGUAUCCAUACUUUGCAGCAGCACAUAUCGCCAUGAUCAUUACAACCUUAUGGUGCCUAUUGCUCAACGGUUUCGUCGGAUUCCAGUGGGCUGAGGACGGCACGCCAUUGUCACUCUGGAGCAUCCGCAUCAGCUCCCUCGUGAUCUGGGGUCUGAGCUUCUUUAUCAACAUCGCCACCUUCACCAAGAUGCCCGGAUUCAGCAAAACCGACCCAACGGCUCUGUUCGUCUUCUACUUUGUGUUUUCCGUGGCUUUCAUCUUGAUCUACGUCGUGCUCCAGAUCGUGCUGGUCGUCAACACCCUGGAUGACCGAUGGCCUCUAGGCGACAUCCUCGUCGGCUUCGCGUUCUUCGUGGUCGGCCGCAUCUUCGAAUUCGUCCUCUCCACCAAAAUCUGCGACAUGGCCAAACACUACGUCGACGGCAUGUUUUUUGGCACUAUCUGCUCCCUCCUCGCCGUCAUGAUGGUCUACAAAUACUGGGACUCGAUCACGAAGGAGGACCUCGAGUUCUCUGUGGGCGGCAAAUCGAACGUGUGGGAGAUCCGCGACCCGUUGCUCAGUGAUGAUCGGUUGGCGGCGAUGGGACGGGAUGAGGCGGGACAUGGACACCAGCAGGGGCGCAUGUACGAUGUUAGGUAUUAGGAGCUUUUAUGUGGGGAUAGCUGGAUCCACCUGUGGACUUGGACAGGAUAGGACUUUGGCGCCGUUGACAGAAAGUUAUCCGGAGCAAAUUGUCGUCCGCCUGCCCGCGUUGUAGUGCCCUUCUUAAGUGUAUUUACCACAUCCCUUUUACCUACUGGAAUCCCUUCCCUUCCUACCUUUCCUGUGCACAUUCUUUUGUUUCUCGUUUGUACUUUCGUUUUCCCUAUCCCCCUGUUAUGCUCCCUGUUCUUGUCCAUAUAAUGGAAAUAAUAUAAACGUCUUCGUGUGUAGUUCCGGCAGCCGAGCAUA
Messenger RNA from Fimicolochytrium jonesii, 1478 nucleotides. RefSeq names its product chitin synthase III catalytic subunit. Gene Ontology annotation, biological process: protein folding. The coding region runs from base 201 to 1169 and encodes 322 amino acids. Gene Ontology annotation, cellular component: endoplasmic reticulum membrane. NCBI's taxonomy places the organism in Eukaryota, Fungi, Chytridiomycota, Chytridiomycetes, Spizellomycetales, Powellomycetaceae. The record is from RefSeq and is a predicted model, not a curated record. The transcript is spliced from 6 exons.